This is a messenger RNA of Salvelinus fontinalis (brook trout), 4770 nucleotides long. RefSeq names its product consortin-like. The record is from RefSeq and is a predicted model, not a curated record. The transcript is spliced from 12 exons. Gene Ontology annotation, molecular function: connexin binding. NCBI's taxonomy places the organism in Eukaryota, Metazoa, Chordata, Actinopteri, Salmoniformes, Salmonidae. Gene Ontology annotation, biological process: positive regulation of Golgi to plasma membrane protein transport. Gene Ontology annotation, cellular component: transport vesicle; trans-Golgi network; plasma membrane. Bases 13 to 2280 code for a protein of 755 amino acids.
CUGUAUGACCGCAUGAUGGCGCCAAGCCACUGCAAAAGCUGUCCACCGAUGGAAAAGCGUCGGAUUGUGAUUUUUCCGGAUAGGUGUCGGGAAGAUACCGGAAAACAAAUAUCAGUGUCAAUGUUUGGUUCAGCACCCUGCAUACUGGAUACAAGACACGAAUUUCAUUCAAUCUCAGUAGGAAGAGGGCUGUUUAUUGUAGGCGUGGCAAGGGGAGUGGCCGACCUUCAUGCUGAGAGGUCACGGAGGAGGAGCCCCAUGGAUGAGGGUCAGUGUGAGAGGGCGGGACCAGUGGUGUCAGAGGGUCAGGAGGGCGGGGUCGACCUCCACUACAACCAAUCAGACCCCUCGGAACCAAUUCAGGUCUCCGCCCACCAAAACCAGAACUUGACACAGACUCAACUAGAUGAUGGACAAAGGGUUGGAUGUGACUCCAUCGAACAAGACUCUUUAAACGGCAAUAGGGAUGAAGAGGAGGAGGAAGAUGAUGAUGAUGUGAUAGUGGAAGAAGAGAAGGACAGCGUGACAGCACCUGACACUCCUAUGACUGACUCCUCCUUCUCAGACACAGGCAGUUUGGUAGAGCUCCACCCCUCUGUGUCUCCAGAGACUACAUGUCCCAUCAGCCCCGUAGCAGGUAGUCCAGACGAACCCUCCUACAGUAACCCUGAAGGGAAGACACACACCUCCACCACAGAACCUACCACCUCCACCACAGAACCUACCACCUCCACCACAGAACCAACCACCUCCACCACAGAACCAACCACCUCCAUCACAGAGCCUACAGGACCCACCUCCACCACAGAACCAACCACCUCCAUCACAGAGCCUACAGGACCCACCUCCACCACAGAGCCUACAGGACCCACCUCCACCACAGAACCUACCACCUCCACCACAGAGCCUAUCACUACCCUCCUAGCCUCCCUACAGGAGCUAGGGGAACGUAAAGAUCACUCCCACCUUCCUCAGUCCCUCCAUCAGAUAGCUGAGGCCUUUGUCCUCCAGGAAGAUUAUGAGCGAGCAGUGUGCUGUGUUCAGCUGGAGAGACUCUACCACCAGAGACGACUACACAACCUGACAACACUGCAGGAACAGUGGGAGAGGAGGUGUAGGUCAGACGGUCAGGGAGAGAGGAACAGUAACACCAACCUGGCUGCACAGCAACUGGACAGACUCGCAUACAUCUGCAAAACACACCAACGACCUAGUCCUGGAACAGAGAAGUGUGAGGCUGUGGACUCUGUCUCUGUGCGUGUUGAAGAUAAAUGUCCUUCACGCAGCUCAGUUGGGUGUGCAUCAGCGAUGGAGGAGGACCAUAGAGUAACAGACUCCACCCUCUCCCAGAGCAUCUACCCAAUCAAAUCAGCUGCUUCCCCGAUGAACAGCCUUUGCUUUAAUGACUUUGCAGCUCUGGACGUGGCACAGAACAGCAGAGACUCCAAGAGGAUUGAGGGUUUCCAUAGAGACCGUCUUAUUGACAGCUCCCUUGCCAAAGGGGAGGAGAGGGAGGGCAGGGCUGAGUUCACAGGCGCCCAGAGCGAAGGAACAGGACAGCAGACGGAGAGAGAGAUGGAACACACCACUCAGGAGGGAUACGCUGGGCCUGACCCUCCUACGGAUGGGGAAAUUAGCCGAUCCAAGCCUGAGGAGCGGCUGGGAGGAGAGGAAGAACAGGAGGAGGUGGAAGAAGCAGAGGAGGAGAAGGAUAGUGACGUGUGUUUUAAAGCUCUAGAGGAGAUCUCAGUCUUGGCAGUGAAGGAGCAGCUCACACUGGAGGAGGUGCAGCAGGAGGAGAACCAGAUUGAGGAGCUGUGCGAGGAGUAUGUUCAGGAAGAAGACGUGUUUGUUGUGGAGAUUAUCAGAGAUGGAGCUGCGGCUCUCGACGGCCUGGCCAAACUCAUCACAGUGGAGAUGACCCCUGCCCCUAGCCUGGUGUCCAUCCUGAAGAAGAGGAGGAGGAGUGUGUGUGUGGAGAAUGUGUGUGUUGCUCCCUCCUCGGCCCCGCACAAACAUCCUGCUAAGCGCAGGGUCCGCUUCAAAGUACCUGAUGACGGCUUUGACCAGGACCAGGUGGGCGGAGACUCGUGCCUGCUCCUCUUCCUGCUCUGCCUGGUCACCGUGGUGAUCAGCCUGGGAGGCACUGCCGUCUACUGUGCUCUGGGCAACGCCCACUCCACCGUCUGCACCGACUUUUCUCGGAACGCGGACUUCUACCUCGCACAGCUGCAUCGUGGAAUGAAUCAGCUCCGACACUGGCUGACCCCUGGGUUUUAGCUGACCCCCAAGGAGGAGAGAAGAUGGGAGAAGGAGAGGAACGAGAAUCCCUUGUUUUCCAAGGUGGAUACUCUCCUUUCUCCAACUUGGACAGGAUUUCUCUCCAUGUUCUCCCGUUUUCCUAUCUCUCUCUCCGUCUUCACUGGCUGGCCAGUUAAUGUGUGUGAUGGGAGAGCGAGUGAUGGAAGGUGUAUGUGGUACUAGUAGCCUGCAACCACACUAACAGCAGCCUAAGAUAUCUGCAGCGCUGCCUAGUAGGACUAGUAGGACUGACAUAGGACCUGUAAUAUACAGGACUACCUAUAGAUUUGAACUAUACACUACUGGACAUAGAUCGACUCUGUCAGCCCAGAGGAAGGGAUAAACUAGGCUAGACUCAUUACCACUUACCUUGGAUCCGCUCACUACCAUAUGGAGACGUCUGGAUCCUUCAGGCAUGGACAAGACCGCUCACAUGCGCAAACAAGAAGCGGCCGGUCAGCCUUUUUAAGAAACCGCCGCCGCUCUUUGUUUAUGGACUCCAUUUUGAAUCUCAACUGCACUUCGAAUGUGAACAAUUCUGCUGUGGUCAGAAACAUUAAAUAAUGUCUUAAAAAUAUUAUAUUAAUGAACGUUUUGUUUUAAUUAAACAGAUUUGACUUUUCUUUAUGUUCCUCACUGUUGAAGAUUCUUACGGAGUAUGUCAAGGUGUUUCUUUGGGCUGAAGUUAGAAGUUGCCCCUAACCACAGAUCUGAGAUCAAAUCUUAACCUUAUCCUCAACCAAAAGGGGGAGGAAAUGUCUGACUCUGUAUCAGUAGUAAGGGCCAACUUCUACAACUUCUGUUUGAGGGUGUCUGGGAUUAUUGGGUUGUUUUGGGGUACAGAUUGUAGCGUUGGCCCUUGAUGGCCCUCAAUGACCAUAUAUGCAACAUGGACAAGAAAGCAAUACGUCUGUAAUCGUGUUCAAGAAUGUUUAGCGCCCUAAGGGUCAGGUCGGUACUAGAAGAGGAAUAUCUGUUCAGCUGAGAAUUGUCUUUGCUCAGGCAUGUGUAUAUUUAUCUUUAUUGUAAAAUAAUUAUGGGCAUGAUCAGUAUUACACCGAGUGCAUUACCUCCUGCGAUCAAUGGACUUGAUUGAUUUAUACUUAUUAUAAUUAUAAGGGGGAAGGAGAAGAGAUGAGGAGAGGAAGCCACAGUAGAGUAUUGAGAUGCAGCCUUGGUUUUAUAAGGGGGGAAGGAGAAGAGAUGAGGAGAGGAAGCCACAGUAGAGUAUUGAGAUGCAGCCUUGGUUUUAAAAUGAUUUUCACGUGUCUGGCUGGUCCAGAUGACUCUGUCUUACUGUUUGGAUCUGAAGUAUUUAUAUCAUAUCUGCACAAUGUGGGGGGAGAGAAAAAAAAUGACCAAAGCAUGUGCUUUUCUGUUGUUUUUCUCGUUUUGGCUUGAUGUGGUUAUCGUUGGUUGUUAUUUUCCCUUGUUUUGUUCUUGAAGACUAUGUUUUGAAAAAGAGGAGUCUCUUUCCAAGACUCACCAGUUAAAGAAUGCCAGUUGGAAAAGUCAGAACAGAAACGGGACAGAACAUUUUGUCUCUGUUUUCAACUUUUGAUCUGUGUAUGAUGACAUGUGAAGACGAUUAGCUAAUGUUUGUCAUUGUGGCUAAUGCUGCAUUCAGAACCAAGUGGGAAGGUGGAAAUUACCAGUGGUGAAUUUGUAAUUGCGAGUUUGAUGCAUUCACUUGCUUUGAACUUGUUGAGAAACGCUGAUUGGCUUAAGGCAAACAAGCUGGGACAAACAAACUAAAAGUACAGCUAUCAUGCUUGUAAACAAAUUAGAGUUCAAAAAUCAUAUUAAUACAUUGCUUUUUACAAAUAAUGUUUUGUUGCAUUUAACUACCGAAAAUGCUGUUAUCGAGAUAAUUUCCUUAGUAGGUGACGUUGGAGUUGAGCAUGUGGGAGAAGUCGGCGCUCAGGGAUGAUAGUUUCUCACUAGUAAUUACAGGUUGGAGGGCCCGGUCGUAUAUGGGAAGCAUUUUGCUACACCUGCAAUAACAUCUGCUAAAUAUGUGUAUGUGACCAAUACAAUUUGAUUGGAAUACCACCUUCACACUUAGUUAUGAACGCAGCAUCAAAUCUUUCUUUACAGUCGGUGAAGAAAACAAUGAGCAAGUUUGUUUUGCAUGGCCUGGUACCCCGGAUGGGUGGAGUUUGUUCAUUUGAACCAUUCCAUUGGCACUAAGAGAAAUCUCCAGCCACCUGGGGCACUGGGCAAUGCAAAACGAAACUCAUCCAUUGGUCAAGUUUGUUUUGUAUGGCCUUGUGCCCCGGGUGGGUGGUGUUUUCUCAUUUUAAACCAUUCCAUUGGUCCUUAAGUGAAAUCUCUAUCUACCCAGUGCACCGGGCUUUGCAAAACGAAUCACCAUUGAGAGGGAUGACUGUGGUGAGUACCUUUUAAACACCUGUUUCUCUCUGUAGAUUGGUUAAUAAACCUCACUGUGGGGACUGAUCUGACACAAUU